AUGCCCCAUCUGUCAAUGGCCCAAUGGGCUAGAAGGUUAGAACUGGUUUCAGGUUCAGAUUUUCAACAUCUUUUAGAGCAAAUUAAAUUACCAGUUUAUGUUGAUGAAUCUAUCUUAAAGAGUGAGUUAAGUCUUUUAGUGACAAAGAUUGUGAAAUUACUGAAAUCCAGCAACUCUCCUAAUCAAUAUUACUCGAUCUGGAAAGGUUGUCAUACAGCUGUCAUUAUUUGUUCCUUCAAUCCAUUAGUCUUAAUGGCACACGGUGGUCAAUUAUUAACUGGCAUCUUUGAUAAAUUAGAACAUUUCACAAAUUAUUUUGAGAGUUAUAUGGCUACAUUAGAAUUUGAAACUUUGUUAUCAACAUUAGUUUCAUCAUUAACUCUUUUAAUAGAUUUGAUGAGAAAGAAUCCAACUUUAUCUCGUGAACAUUUAAUUCCUAAAUUAAAAGCCGUUAUUCCAACAUUAAUUAAAUUAAGUGAGUAUAGACCGUUAUUAACUCUUCCGGUAUUAUCUAAAAUAUUGUACAAGCAUUCUACUACUUUUAGGCCAUUUACAAACAAAUAUCGUACUAUUUUACAAUCGAUUUUAUUAUCUGAAGAUAAGCUGAAUCAGAUGGACGAUCAUUUGAAAAAGUUGGUGUGUAGAAAUUAUGCAUACUUAUAUCUAGUUAAGAUUAAUAAUGUAGCUAGUAAUAAUGUCAAUUCCAAUAAUUAUUCUACAUCGUCAUUUCCUGAUGAAAAUUGGAGACUCGGUCUAUUUAGUGUAUUAAGACAAUAUCAUCCAAUUUUUAAAUUAUUUGAUGAAAUCUUGGAUAUCGAUCAAGAUGAACAGCUGAAGAAAGUAAUUGAUACCUUGCCAACAGUUAAAUUAGAUGACACUAGUAUUGAUACGACUCAAUUUUUCUACGGUGAGGCGCUAAAACUAGAUUUAAAUAAACCAUUAUCUUUAUUGAAAAUUGUUGAUCGUAUUCAUUUACUAAACGAAUUAUUAUUUUCAUUUAUUACGUCACCAACCCCAUUUGCAGUUAGAAUUCCAUUAAAGGUAAUUAAUAAUAUUGCAGAAAUUUUGAUAAAUUUGAAUACCAAGUAUCUUUCUAUUAAACGUGAAUUGCGCCAUGAUCAGGAUUUGUGUACAGUAAUUGAGGAUAUUUUAAUAAAAUUGCAAUCUGAAGGCAUUAGAAUUUGCUUGACAUUAAUGAAAACAUAUGGCAAACAAUGUUUAAUCUAUAUUCCAAAUGUUGUUAAUUCAUUGAAUCUGUUUAUCCCGUUAUUACCAAAGAGUGAUGGUAUCAUUAAUUAUUCACUUUGUGAUCAGUUAUCAGGAGUUUUCAAUGAUAUGUUUGAAUUAAUCAAUCUAUGUUUGCCACAUUUAGGUCAUCAAUUAACAACCGAAUUAGAUACUUUGAGUAAAUUAAUUGAUGUUGCAAUGCAUCUUGUUGAUGAGAAAUCUUUAUUGGAACCAUUCUUUGAGACACAGAGGAGACAAAGAAUUGAAAAAAUUGGAAGCAAACCUGUUCAAAAGAAUAAGAAAAAAAACAAGAAUGACACCAGUGGUACUUUAUCGGAUUUAUAUACCCAUUCAAGUAAUUUUGAUGUUAAAAUGAGUCUAGAACAGUAUGACACAAUCAACAAAUUUUUGUAUAAUAUUAUUAAUAAUUGGAAACUGUCAUCACAGCUACAAGUUAGGAUUACAAAAUAUGUUAUAAACAAAUCGGUCUAUUUUAAACAGAUAUUUAAGAUGAUCCCUAGAUCCUUUGUUAAAUUGCUAAGAGUUAUUGUGAUAAAUCCAGGGUUUGAGAGAGUGUCUAUUUUACCAAUAGCUGUAAGUUUAUUGAGUGAACAAUCUGAUGAUGUCUUUGAUGUCUUGUGUCACCCAAGAUUACCUUUGGGUAGCAUAUAUAAUAUGAAUUUUUUCAACAACAAACAUGAUUUAAUUGAGGGAAAAAAUAAUGUAUCGAUAGAUGAAUUUGAAAUAGUCGAGGAAACAAAAGAACACCAAAAUUUGGAAGAAGGGCAAACUUUAGAAAAUGUGAAAGAUACUUUUAUUGAAAAUAUUUCCAAGACUUCAAAGGAAGUCGUUUCAAACGACUCUAUUGAUGAAAGUAUGAUAUUGAAAAGGAAUAGGAAUGGUGGAGAUGAGUCUUCUGCAGAUAUGAGCAGUAAACGUGUCAAGAUUGAUGAUAUAGUGAAAUCAGUUGAAUUUAAUAAGAAUCAACCAAUUACUUCUCUUUUGUUAGAGAAUGAGAAGCAAGCCGGAAAACAAGAUGAAAAUAAAAGAGACGAAACAACUACAAAAAAUUCUGGUAAGGAUAUAGAUGAUAAGGAAAAUUCUGGUGAUGAGGAUGAAGAUGAAGAUGAAGAUGAAUUUGUUAUCCCUGAGAUAGAAUUGAGUGAUGAUGAGGAGGAAGAGUAG
Arxiozyma heterogenica is the source of this 2412-nucleotide messenger RNA. It is a transcript of the gene RIX1, whose product is annotated as Rix1p. Lineage: Eukaryota; Fungi; Ascomycota; Saccharomycetes; Saccharomycetales; Saccharomycetaceae. Gene Ontology annotation, biological process: rRNA processing. The transcript has a single exon. Bases 1 to 2412 code for a protein of 803 amino acids. Gene Ontology annotation, cellular component: nucleus. The record is from RefSeq and is a predicted model, not a curated record.